Molecule: messenger RNA, 1434 nt
Organism: Orbilia oligospora ATCC 24927
Lineage: Eukaryota; Fungi; Ascomycota; Orbiliomycetes; Orbiliales; Orbiliaceae
Exons: 2
Coding region: 1-1434 (477 amino acids)
Biological process (GO): proteolysis
Molecular function (GO): metalloexopeptidase activity
Source: RefSeq, a predicted model, not a curated record
AUGAAGGUCUCCCACUCUACCGCAAUCCUGCUUUGUGCAGCUAUAGCAAGUGCCCAUCCGGCGAGCUUUACUUCUGAAAAAUUCCAAUCCCUGAUCUCUCAGAAAAGCUUGCUAUCCGAUCUCAAAGCUUUCGAUCAAAUCGCUUCGAACAACAACGGAAACCGUGCCUUUGGUGAACCCGGCUACGUCGCAUCAGUCAACCAUGUCAAGUCCCGCCUCGACAAAUCAAGCAGAUUCAAGUCCUGGACCCAAAAAUUUGAAACUCCUUCGUCCAACAUAGAGCACUUGCGUCUCACCGUCAACGGCAAAAGCUAUAACCUUAAGAUGCCACUAGGUUGGGCGGGGGGAGAAGCGCGGGACUUAGAUAUUACCGCUCCACUAGCCGUACUUGAUUGGGGCUCCCCCGGGACUUGCGAACACCCAUAUUACAACAAUAAUACCGACACAACCGGUAAAAUUGUUCUGAAUCGAUGGGUGAACUGUCAUAACCCGGGCAAGCACAGUCCCCACGUGGACAUGAGCUCUAGCUCGCUCGGGUACAUUUUCUACGAAGACAACUAUGAGCCGUUGGGGGUUUCCAAGAGAUCAGUACCCAAUAUGGUGAAGAGGGAAGAACAUCCAUUUAGCUUCAUAUAUAUGAGCCGGGCCGACGGAAUCGAGCUAACCAGACGUCUCCACGCCGGUGAGGAGCUCAUCGCACGAUUUCAAUAUAAAACAUCUCCGGUCAAGAUUGAAAGCCAAAAUGUGAUCGCCGAAACAAAAGCUGGCGACCCGAACAAAGUUAUUUUACUCGGCGCUCACCUCGACAGCGGCGUCAAUAGUCCCGGAAUCAAUGACAACGCCAGUGGCGCUGCUCUUUUACUCGCUCUGUUCGAUGCUAUCAAUCAAGGCAAAUUCAAGCCAAAGAAUAAGAUCCGUUUCGCAUGGUGGGCCGGCGGACAGGAAUACCUAAAUUUCGGUUCAAGCCAUUACGUUCUAAAUUUGUCCAAAAAAGAGGCCGACAAUAUCCUCCUUUACUUGAACUUCGAUAUGGUCAGCAGAGGUCACUUUGGUGUAUACGAUGGAGACGGCAGCAGAUACGGUUAUUACGGUUACCCGGGCUCCGAAAUUAUCGAAAAACUCUUCGAGGACUACUUCACCGCCAUGGGACUUCCCGUUAGACCUGUUCAUUGGCACGGCGACAGCGACUACUACUCAUUCAUGUCGCCGGAUCUUUUGAUAAAGCCCGUUGGUGGAUUGCACGGUGGGGACGGUCUUCUUGACGAUGCCUGCUGGCAACAAACCUGUGACAACCUUGCAAACGCCAAUGUAACGCACUUGGAGAUUAACACCAAGGCUGCAGCUCACGCCCUUUACGUUCUCUCUCAAACGUAUAAGGAGGUCAUUCCGCUGGUCCCAUAUAACCAUACGGCGGCCCAAAUGGCGGGUUAUUAG